AUGUCUUCAAAAGGAAUAUCUGCAUAUAAAGUACGUGGUAUAAUGCGAAAGGCUGCGUCAUAUCGAAUGGAUAUUGGGAAAAUUUUCGAUGAAAAUAUAUACAGCAUUAUUCGUAAUAUUUGUUCCAGUAGUCAAAUGCCUGAUGAGUAUUUAAUAACAAUGUUGCUACCGGCUAUUGGCCAUUUUGUCAAUGGCAGUCAAAUGCGUACCAACACCGGUACUCCUACAAAUAUUUCGUUUUUCACUACAAUUAUUGGAUACCCUAGUGUGAAUAAAUCUAGUGCAACAGAUGCUGUUUUGAAAGCUUGUCUCGUGAUCGAAAAGAAUAUUGGUGUAAAACCAGAGGAGAGUCGAGUCAAUUGUAGCGCAACCGUAGAGUCUCUUUUAAGUGAAUUAAAAAAUACUUCGCCUAAAUUAAUUCAGAUAUGGGAUGAAGCAGUUACUUUGUUACAAUCGUUCGGUUUAUACAAACAAGGUGGUGCUGCGUAUGAUCGGUCAAUUAUGUGUACUCUAUAUAACUCAUCAUCAGUCGUUAAACGGCAAACAAAGUCAGGAAAUAUAGUAGUCGAAAAUCCGAUCCUUAAUAUUGCUGCAGCUGCGCAUCCUGCUGAUAUAUUUUCAUCCCUUUGCAAUGAGUCUGAUGAUGAUGGACUUAUGGCUCGAUUCCUUUUCUCUGCUCCUGAGCCUUGUAUCCCUUUGUCAGGUGAAAUAACAAAUCUUAAUAUUGAUAAUCCAAGUCUAGCUCACUUACUAUUUGUUAUAUAUUGUUUUAAUUCAACGGAGCAUAAUGAUACACGACGAGCAACAGUUGGUGAUGGUGAUGAUGAUCAUAUAAUAUAUACGUAUUCCGAAGAUGCGCAAAUGAUACGUGCAGCAUAUGGUAUUGAUCAAGGUCUAGGAUCUAUCUUGGGAAAGGCAAAAGUACAAGUGAGCAGAUUAGCUGGAGCUUUACACGCUACCACUUUAGCUUCCGCUGUUUUUGACCAAUUGAUUGAUCAUAAUUCAUUACCUGGAUACGGUGAUACCACACCACAGGUAUUUGAAAUGCUUAAACGAGUUGUAAAAGAUUUUAAACAAACUUAUAAAUGGACAGUAGUAUCCGAAGAUACAGCAAAGGCAGCGGUGUUGUUAAUGAAUUACUAUGUCACCCAAAAAAAAACAUAUACAAAUCGUAAGUAG
Adineta steineri is the source of this 1179-nucleotide messenger RNA. NCBI's taxonomy places the organism in Eukaryota, Metazoa, Rotifera, Eurotatoria, Adinetida, Adinetidae. The record is from the annotation of a GenBank genome assembly.